This is a messenger RNA of Engraulis encrasicolus (European anchovy), 1709 nucleotides long. RefSeq names its product glycoprotein endo-alpha-1,2-mannosidase-like protein. The coding region runs from base 101 to 1660 and encodes 519 amino acids. NCBI's taxonomy places the organism in Eukaryota, Metazoa, Chordata, Actinopteri, Clupeiformes, Engraulidae. The record is from RefSeq and is a predicted model, not a curated record. The transcript has 5 exons. Gene Ontology annotation, molecular function: alpha-mannosidase activity. Gene Ontology annotation, cellular component: Golgi apparatus.
UACAUAGCUCGCCACUCGCACUGUGUGUGUGGGCUGUAAAGAUGUUUAUGACGGUUCUGGAAUAAUCAGGCGACGGGAGAAGGAAAAAAACGGAGCAGAAAUGCAAAGCGACAUCACGAGGAGGAAGCGUUUUUACCACGCGCGCACCUCCACCAUGAAGCAGCACGGCUGCUCGGUGGUUUGCACCGUGAACUACUUCUGCGGCUCGCCGACGUCGUUAACCAUGUCCAGGCUGCGGCUGCGUAAGAGAGCCUGUCUCGCGCUCUUCCUGUUCACGCUCUUCAUCUUCGGCACUAUGAUGGGGCUCCGGGCGCUGACGCCAAGCGACGGCUUCUCCUCCUCCGACCUCUCCGCUCCCGGCGGCGUGGACUUGAUGAUGAUGCCGUUCAUGGCGGCGGGGGGAGAGAAGAGGGCGGCUGAGAGGCGGGCUGAGAGGAGAGGAGGCCAAGUUGCCAAUAGCGACGACGUGCUGCCUCCUGCCGCCUCAGAGGGAGCAGGUGAAAGUCAAAGGAGCCGCUUCCCCCCUCCUCGCGGCGUCAGUGACACCAAAAUAGUCUUCUCGAACUCUGGGCCGGAGAAAAGUAUUUUUUACGACAUCCACAUCUUUUAUUACCUGUGGUACGGCACCCCGCAGAUGGACGGCAGUUACGUCCACUGGGACCACGUCCUCGUGCCGCACUGGGACCCCAAAAUAGCCGCCGGUCACCCCAAGGGGAAGCAGCACGCGCCGCCAGAGGACAUCGCCUCGAGCUACUACCCGGAGCUGGGGCCCUAUAGCUCGAGGGAUCCGGACGUUAUUGAGUUGCACAUGUCGCAAAUCGAGGCGGCCGCUGCAGGGGUGGUGGUCCUGGCCUGGUACCCCCCCGGGAUGGCGGACGACCACGGCGAGCCGCACGAGGACCUCGUACCCGCCGUCAUGGACGCCGCACACCGACACCGCAUCAAGGUGGCGUUCCACAUCCAGCCGUACAAGGGCCGCACGGACCUCAGCAUGCACGACAACGUCAAAUACAUCAUUGACAAGUACGGUGAUCAUGGAGCCUUCUACCGGUUCCGCGCGUCCUCUGGGAAGGUGCUGCCGCUCUUCUACGUGUACGACUCCUACCUGACGCCCGCCGAGUCCUGGGCGGAGCUCCUGACCCCCCCGGGGGCCCACAGCCUGCGUGGUACGCCGUACGACGCCCUCUUCCUGGGCCUGAUGGUGGAGGAGCGCCACCUAGUGGAGCUGCGGGCCGCCGGCUUCGACGGCGUCUACACCUACUUCGCCUCCAACGGCUUCUCCUUUGGCUCCUCCCACCACAACUGGAAGGCGGUCAAGACGUUCUGCGACGCCCACGGCCUGCUGUUCGUUCCGGGCGCGGGCCCCGGCUACGCCGACACGGCGGUGCGUCCCUGGAACGACCACAACACGCGCAACCGCGUCAACGGGCGCUACUACGAGACCGCGCUGCAGGCCGCGGUGGCCGUGCGGCCCGAGCUCGUCGCCAUCACCUCCUUCAACCAAUGGCACGAGGGCACGCAGAUCGAGAGGGCGGUGCCUAAGAAGACGGCCACGCGGGUCUACCUGGACUACACGCCCUUUAACCCCGACCUCUACCUGGACAUCACACGCCGCUGGGCACUCACCUUCAGCAAGGAGAAGGAGCAGUGGCUACUCUGAUUGGUCGAUUAGGCAAGGAGAAGGAACAGGGGCUCAUGUGAUUGGUCAA